GCUGGAGGCCGGCACGCAGGAGUUGGAAGGUGUGAUGCAAAUGAGUUGGGAUCGCAGAGGAAAAGAAGGGCAGCCUUCAUAUAAUGCAUGAUAACUAGAGUGCACUUUUACAGUAUUCUUCACCAAAUUUAACUUUGGGCUUCUGCUAAAAGGUAACUGUAGGCCGGGGCCUAGAUCUCACAUAUCAGCUGGUGUCAAAAACCUGUCCCUUGAUGAUCUCUCGUAAGCACUGUGUUUUCCAGCAAAAUGCAGAAGGGCAGUGGACUGUCAAGGAUAACAAGAGUCUAAAUGGAGUCUGGCUUAACAAACAGCGCCUGGAUCCCUCAAAAGCCUAUCCCAUCACUGAAGGAGAUCAUAUCCAGUUGGGAGUGCCUUUGGAAAACAAAGAGACUGCUGAAUAUGAGUAUGAAGUGAUUAAAGAGGAAUGGGAGAAAAUCAGACCCUUUUUAGCCCAGAGGAAUGACCUGGGGAAAGCUAAGAGUUCAAGAACUAAACGUAAAUUUAGUUUGGAGGAAUUGGAGACAUCUGGAUCAGAAGGCCCUUCAAACUCCAGAUCCAAAAGAGACAGGGUGUCCUGGGACAAUGAACCUUUGGGUAAAUCCUGGGGAAGGAUAGAAGAGGCCAAACAGUUAACAGAGAAGCUGGAUGUCAAGCUGCAGUCUCCUGGCCCAAGCGAGGGGGAUAGUGCUCCAGUGCGUAGUAGCCCUGUGCACUCCAGGAAGGCCAUCCCUGUCCUCUGUAAGGAGCAGAAAGGCUCCGGUCUUGCGGAGUCAUGGACUGGCUUGGAAAUGCUGAAGAAAACUCUACUAGAUAUAAUGAAGUUAAAGGUCAAAGUGCAGGAGAAGCAGACAGCAGUUCUGAAUGUGAAGCAGAGGCGCAGGAAGUGUGCUCAGAAGGAGAUCCUGGCAAUGGAGCAGGAGCUGCGGGAGUUGCAGGACCAGCUGUGCACGGAGCAAGAGCAUCAUCAGCAGCAGGUAGAAGAGCUGGAGAGGACUUUGUCGAAACAGCAGCAGAAGCUAGAGGGAGUAAAGUGGCAACAUGGGGAAGAGAAUCUGAAGGAGCAGCUGGCCCAGGUUCUGCAAGAGCAUCAUGCUUUGAUGGAAGAACUGAGCCGUAGUAAAAAAGAUUUUGAGGAGAUAAUUCGAGCCAAGAAUAAAGAACUGGAAGAAACCAAGGAGGAGAAGGAAAAGGUGAGAGCCCAAAAAGAAGAGGUGUUGAAUCAGAUGAACGACGUGUUGGAGAAUGAGUUGCAGUGCACAAUCUGUUCUGAGCACUUCAUUGAGGCGGUCACGCUGAACUGUGCGCACAGCUUCUGCUCCUACUGUAUCAAUGAGUGGACAAAACGUAAAGUGGAGUGCCCUAUCUGCAGGCAGGAGAUCAAAUCAAAGACACGCUCUCUGGUCCUGGAUAACUGCAUUGACAGGAUGGUAGAGAAACUGGAUGUGGAAAUGAAAGAGCAUCGCCUGACGCUUAUCAGAGAGCGGAAAGGGAAACAGAAUGUAUUGGUGAAACCAGCCACAGACAAUGACAGCAGUGUCAUCUCUUCCAUCCACUCCGUCUUGUUGAUGAGCAGCUGUGACAGUGAGGACUCUGAGGAGGACUCUUACUAUAAUGAAAGCAACUACAUUAUCUGAACACUAUUACUGCAGACUCGUUUGCCUGUGUGCUGCCCAGAACCAACCUAAUGGUGUUUGGUUGACUGCUGCUGGAUGAGUGGACUGGACAUCUGGAAGGAGAGACUAUGAAGAGGCUGGAGUUGACAACUAGCAGCGUUUGGAAGAAGGACCUUAUUUUUUAAAUGAAUGUACAGAAGCUUGAUCUCUAAAACCAAAUUGGGAUUGUGAGAGAACAAACUGCUGUUACGCUAGAUGGUUGACUUUCAAAACCUAGGCUUUCAUGAUCACUUGUGACCUCGGUGUAAUGUAAUAGUUUGUAUGCAUCGCUGCCCUUUCCUUAGUGAAUGACAUGUUUAAAUGUACAUCAGCUUCACUUAUUUUGGGCAGCAGAGGGAAUGGCCGAAGCUCUUUGAGAACCUGGCCAUCCCCACCAGCAAGCAGGAGAGGUAUAUUAUGAAAAAGUGCCAACAUGGGUUUUCCUCUUGAAUUUCCUGUGGCAGCUAGAGUCAUCCCAGGCCUCUGGCAGUAAAGACAACAAAGGGUGGGUUAUGGACCCUGUCAGCCUUAAGUGCUUAAAUGCAUUGUAAGCUGAGCUGCUGGCCAUCACUUUGCUCUGUUGAUGUUACUCAUUUUCUGUUAAGAUAGGGAUGGAAAAGAUUAAAUCUUCCAGAAUUCCUUAGCUAGUGCUUUUUUCACAUAGUGUCUUUGGUUUGUUCCCGCUUCACGCUUUUGCAUAAAGGGUUUUAGAAUUGGGAAGCAACACAACCAGAAGUUCUUAGUACUGACUUCAGAAAUGCAUAUAGUUCUUGGCAGCAGCAGAGAGGAACCUUUGCCCCUUCAGAAGUACUUCUGAGUUAGUGAAAUGUCCUGUUGACAGGGUAGGAAAGCAGCAUCUGUAGGCAACGGCACGGCGCAGAAGCAUUUAGUUUUAUUGUUUACAAAACGUAUUACCCUCGUAGCGAAUCACUCAUCCCUAAGAGAUUGAGCAAGUCUUGCCUCAUCCUGUCACAAAUUUGUGAAGUUCCAUUUUCAGUGGCAUAUGCUUUUGACUUGGGGGUUACAUGGAAGUGACUGUUUUACACUGUGAGAAGAGGAUGGGGUAAGCCCUUCUCAUCUAGAGUAUUUCUCUGGCUAUUUUUAUGUACUUUCUCGUUUCUAUGUUUAUUUUAAGAAGGAAAAUAUAAAUCCAUUUCAGCAUUAGUCUUCCUUGGUGCAACCACUAAGGUUAAUGUCUUUCUCCUAUUCGUCUUAGAUUUUUGGGGAAAACACAGACUAUCUCAUUUUAAUGACUUCAUGUUUUGAUUGCUGUAACCAGUGUGACUAUUUUAAAGUUAUUUGAAAGACUUGGGUAUUCAGGAAUUGAUAAAAGACAACCUAGAUCUUCAAGCCUGUGGCUACCCUAAAGGUGAUCUGGUAAAUAAAAUCAUACCUCUAACCUUCUUCCACUGAAGAAAGAUCCUGUUAAAAAGGAAUGAUGAUAUUGUCCUAAGGAAAUAGUGCAUUUUACCAAAUUUGAUUGGUAGUGCUUAAACAGGGGAGGUAGGGCUGAUCUGGGUGCCAGGCAACUUUCUUAAAAUCUUAGUGUAAGGUUUCUUUGGUGAAGAAGUCAUUACAUCUUGAGUUUUCCUGUUUCCUUUUUAAUGUUAAUUUUCUAUAUGUGCUCUUGAAAGUUUCUUCUGUGAAUAUAUGCUCUCUAGGAUGUCUGAGAGAAAAGUGUUCCUCAAAACACUUGUGAAAUAGGCUGACAUUGGAGCAGGCAUUUCCAGUGAAGAGUAGAAGCAAAAUACUCUGGUUACCUCGGACUGCAAAUUCUUCUACUGUGUAUCUCUUCCAUGUUGCUGUGCUUUUUUUUUGCUUGUUUCAUUUUGCUAAAUAUAUUUAUUUUGUUA
Molecule: messenger RNA, 3505 nt
Organism: Tyto alba (common barn owl)
Lineage: Eukaryota; Metazoa; Chordata; Aves; Strigiformes; Tytonidae
Gene: RNF8
Product: ring finger protein 8
Exons: 9
Coding region: 213-1634 (473 amino acids)
Biological process (GO): ubiquitin-dependent protein catabolic process; double-strand break repair; protein K48-linked ubiquitination
Cellular component (GO): site of double-strand break; nucleus; ubiquitin ligase complex
Molecular function (GO): ubiquitin protein ligase activity; histone binding
Source: RefSeq, a predicted model, not a curated record